AUGGACACGCCUCCAAAUAACAAUGGUACUUCAUCAUCUAAUAAUUCAUAUGGAAAUAAUUUCACCACUCAUAAAAUAACUGUAACUGAGGGUCAGGACGUUGUGAGCAUAAUGAAAGAUUUUGCUAUGAAUUAUGAACCAAAUUCAUUAUUGACUGUUUUUUCUGCUAAUGGCUCAACAUCUUUAGUAGACAUUAUUAAUUGUGGUGACUAUAACCAAAUCAACAGAUAUGAGGGUGUUUUUAGAAUUAUGUCUGUGUCUUGGACAGUUGAACUUGAUUCAAAUCAUAGUCCUGAGAAUUAUGGUAUGUCAACAUCAUUGAAAGUUUUAUUGAACAAUUUAGAUACAGGCAAAGCUUUUGGUGGAAUUGCAGAACAAUUAGUUGCUGCUACACCUAUUAAGAUUUCUGUUGGGAGUUUCAAAAGAAGAGAUUAG
This is a messenger RNA of Cannabis sativa, 435 nucleotides long. Its product is annotated as AT-hook motif nuclear-localized protein 7-like. Gene Ontology annotation, molecular function: minor groove of adenine-thymine-rich DNA binding. The record is from RefSeq and is a predicted model, not a curated record. NCBI's taxonomy places the organism in Eukaryota, Viridiplantae, Streptophyta, Magnoliopsida, Rosales, Cannabaceae. The coding region runs from base 1 to 435 and encodes 144 amino acids. The transcript has 5 exons.